This is a messenger RNA of Tachysurus vachellii, 2462 nucleotides long. RefSeq names its product prolyl 3-hydroxylase 3 (gene p3h3). Lineage: Eukaryota; Metazoa; Chordata; Actinopteri; Siluriformes; Bagridae. Gene Ontology annotation, cellular component: endoplasmic reticulum. Gene Ontology annotation, molecular function: procollagen-proline 3-dioxygenase activity; iron ion binding; L-ascorbic acid binding. Gene Ontology annotation, biological process: collagen metabolic process. The transcript has 16 exons. The record is from RefSeq and is a predicted model, not a curated record. The coding region runs from base 66 to 2279 and encodes 737 amino acids.
CCUUUUUCUUUUCUGCUUUCCUCCUUCCAACAUCCCAUUCCUCUUUCUCCUGCGCACUGUGCACUAUGGCGCUGCGCUUUAAAGCGCCUGUAGACGUGGCGCUGCGCGUGGCCUCUGUCUCGCUCUGCGCCUUGUUAUUCUGCGUGUCUCUGGCUGCAGGAGGUCCGGGAAGCUCGACUUCUCUCUCAGGCCUGCUGCAGCCUUACGACGAACUCUACUACCACGGAGUGCGAGCUUAUUUCGCCGAGGACUGGGAGAAAGCGGCCGAGUACAUCGAGCUGUCCAUAUCGACCCGAGAAGCGCUGCGCAAAAUCAGGCGAAAAUGCCACGACGAGUGCUCAGCUGCUGGAGACGACAUAGUGUCCACACUAGACGCAGAAAAAGGCAGAACCCGGGACCUGUGGGCACUGGACUGGAUCCAGCAGCGAGCAGAGUGUAUAAAGUACUGUUUAAACCGAGGUGUCACUCCUGCUGGUCAGCUUCCUGUAUCGUCAGAUAUUGAGUAUGAAUUUGGGACUCGCAAUGCUUACAAUUUCCUGCAGAUUAUCUACUUCCAGUUAGGUAAGCCAAGGAAGGCUGCUGCUGCCGCUCACACGUUCUUUAUGGCCAACCCGAGUCACUUGGAGAUGAGGAACAACAUUGAGAAAUACAGACGUAUGGCUGGGGUUACAGAGGAUGCCUUUCAGGACAGAGAGAGAGAACUAGAGAAGCACUGGGAGGUCUAUGAUGCUGCUGUCACGGCUGAGAGCUCCUCUGACUGGGCCCGAGCGGUGGAGAGGUGGAAGGAGUGUGUGAACGAGACGCUGAAACAGACGGAUGAGUGCAGAGCUCAGUGCGUGGUUACAUCACAGCGCCUCCCGGAGGAGACAUAUAGUGUAGAGGGAGUGUAUGAAAAAGCUGCAGCCCUGUCUCUCUCUCUAUUGGCUUGCAAUCAAGCAUGUGUUGGUCUGGUGUCCACUCGGCCUGGACGGAUCUCUCCUCAGGAGGAUUUCCUUCCAAUGCAGCUGGAGCAUCUCCAUAUUGCCCAGUAUAAAGCGGGGGACCUGAAGGGGGCUCUGCAGACACUGCGUUCUCUGCUGUUGUUUUACCCAAAUGACACGGAAUCACUUAGUAACCUUCAGCUCUACACAGAGUCUCUGGAGGGCGACACUGACGCACAGGCCACAGGCCCUUCACGGGAAAUUUCCAACUACAUCAGCAGAGCUCUAGCAGAAAAGAAACUGCUUUACUUUGGAGUGGAAAACCUAGAUUUCAAGUUCUUUGACCCGGAUCUAUGGACGCCAGAGGACAUCGUUCCGGAGUCGCUGAGAGAAAGCUGGAGAGCAGAGAGAGAAGAGCUAAUUGAGAAAUUAAAGGAAGGAGAGAAGGUUUUAGAGGUGGAUGAUAGUGGAUUUUAUGCUGGAGGUCCAGUUCCUCUGGUUGGUGUGACUAUUACAAUGGAUGACGAGGCCAUGAAUGGAACCAAUCGUGUUGUACUGGAUGGUGUUUUGUCCCAGUCUGAAUGCGACACCUUGAUGCAGGUGGCAACUAUUGCUGCGUCACUCGGUGACGGUUAUAAGGGACGACGCUCUCCACACACACCUCACGAGAAAUUCGAGGGCCUGACUGUCUUAAGAGCCUUUAAGUUGGCACAGGAUGGAUUAUUGAACCAAUCGGAUGCAAAGCUGUUACACGAAGUAGGCGAGAACGCUAGAAUCCUCCUUCACUCCUAUUUUAGGAGCCACACCGGUCUCUAUUUCUCCUACACACACCUAGUUUGCCGGUCUGCCAUUCCAGGGCAUCAGGAGGGACGCUUAGAUCUGUCUCACCCUGUGCACGUGGAUAAUUGUAUUCUGGAGCCAGAGACCAGGCAAUGCUGGAGAGAAGCACCUGCAUUCACACACAGAGACCUGAGUGCAGUUCUUUACCUGAAUGAAGAUUUUGAAGGAGGGGAGCUUUUUUUUACAGACAGAGAUGCCAAAACUAUCACAGCCAGGGUGAAGCCCAGUUGUGGACGUCUUGUUGCUUUCACUUCAGGACCCGUGAACCCUCACGGUGUCACAGCGGUCACGGCAGGCCGCAGGUGUGCACUAGCACUCUGGUUCACCACAGAAAAGCAUCACAGGGACAUGGAACGAGAGGAGGCCGAGGCCAUGUUGGGAAUAGGUGGACCAAAAAUAAAGGAGGAAAAGGAGGAGUUCGACGACAACCUCCCACCUGCUCGGAGUGGGCGAAGCCAAACAUCUAAGAGCAGAAGCAAAGAGAAGGAGAGAGUGUCAAGUGGGAAAGAUGAACUUUAAACAUAUUUGAACUUCUGACACGUGAUCUAUCCAGAGCUCUCUGAUCUCUUUAUGAACAUUUGAUAUUCACUUCAGAAGCAUCUCUGAGGCUUUUAUUUUCUGUAUAUAUGUGUAGCAUCAGCUCACCACUCAGUGUUACACUGGUCAAACUUUUUUUUUUUUGAAUAAAAACAAAACAUGAUA